AUGGGCGGUAUAGAGACGGUCGUGGUUGGGCCCGCAGCGGUGGACCCGGUGGCGGUCGUCGCGAAGGAGUGUGUCACGCUGGCGACGGCCAUGCGGAAGUACAGUAAGUUGCAAUCGCAGUCUGGGGUCGCGGUGCUGUUGCUCGGUGGGAGUACCGGUGGGGAACUUGCCAUGGGAGAGGUGUUGGGUGGUGGCGGUGUCAGUGAACGCGGUGGCAACAGCAGCGUUGCUGCUGUUGCCGCUCCAGCUGCAUCGCGGUCACGCAACGACCCUCUCGUCGCUGGGUUCAUCCAGCUCAGACAUAUCCUCAACAAGAGACGCUCCCUCGAGGACGUCGACUCCCUCACGCUGUGGCAGCCGUUCCUUCUCGUUGUGAAAACCGCAUCUGUCUCAGGGUACAUUACGUGUCUCGCAUUGGACGCGCUGUCCAGAUUCGUACGGUUGCAAGUCGUGCACAGUGGGUCUCGAAACCAUGUGGCCGCCGUGCGAGAAUUAGUAGCUGCUCUAACACAUUGCAAAUUUACACCCUCGCAGCAACAGAGUGACGACGCGGUGCUCUGUAAAGUUGUCUUGCUGUUGGAGCACACACUGUGUGCGUCACAGUUGGGACACUGCGUCUCGGAUACGGGCGUUUACGACGCGCUGCAGACACUCAUGUCCAUCGCGUGCAACACUAGACGCGCAGAGGUGCUGCGCAGGACUGCAGAGACAGCUACUGUAGGGGUCACACUAAGAGUGUUCGCUUGCCUGAGGGAUAACGCGGCAACGGAACUCACAGCACAGAAAUACAUCAGUGACGAGAGUUACUCGAGGGAUAGGUUGCAAGAUGAUAUGGUGGGACCGGGGGUGCAGGCUAGUCCGGAGAGCCCGCAGGGCUCAACGGACGGCGACUCAACGCAGUCGGGUGAACCAGUGCCGGAGCAAACUGAGGAGGAGGAGACUGUGCCGGAGGAUGUGUCGGAGACCGUACCGGCCUCCGACGCCUCCACAUCCACUCCCGCUGAACCAAACUACGGCCUGCCCGUCGCAAAACAACAACUCACUCUCUUACUCUCUCUCAUCACACCGGAAAACAGCGCCAAACACACAAACUCGGCGCGGAUCUUCGCGCUCCAACUCAUAAACACAAUCAUAGAAUGCGUUGGAGACAAGUUCCCGCUCCACCCGCGCCUCUUCAGUCUCAUCUCAGACCCUAUCUUCAAAUGCAUCCUCUUCACCAUUCAAAACACAACAAAGUUAUCCCUCCUACAAGCCACUUUGCAACUGUUCACUACUCUAGUAAUCAUCUUGGGGAACCACCUCUCAAUGCAAAUGGAAAUGACCCUCAAUUGCAUCUUUAACAUCCUGCUGGAUGGCGCCGUGGGGGACAGCCAGCAACAACAACAACAAAAGACAGCGGGCGCUAAACCAAGAGACCCAGCUUUGAAGGAACUCCUCAUCGAACAGAUAUCCAUCCUUUGGACUCGCUCCCCAUCUUUCUUUACCUCCAUCUUCGUCUCCUUCGAUUGCAACCUCGACAGGGCAGACCUCGCGUUGAACUUCUUGAAAAUGCUUUCGAAACUCGCAAUGCCAGAGGCAGCGCUUUCAACGACAGAAAACGUGCCACCCAUUUGCCUCGAGGGGCUCGUCUCUCUCGUGGACGAUAUGUACGCCCGAAUGCAGAUGGUCCCCAAGGAGACCUUUGAAACGCAGCGGGGGGAGAGUAAGAUCCUCAAACAAAGAGAACGCAAGACAGAGUUCAUUAGCUGCGCACGCGCGUUCAACGAAAAACCAAAGAGGGGGGUGCCCCUGCUCAUCGAGCGCGGGUUCAUAGAGUCCGACUCUGAGGAACACAUCGCCAAAUUCUUGUUUGAGAACAAUAGCCGCAUGAACAAGAAGACUAUAGGGUUGCUGCUCUGCGACCCGAAACAGGGCUCGCUACUGCGGAAGUUCAUGAACUUGUUCGACUUCAAGGGACUGAGAGUAGACGAGGCGAUCAGAAUCUUGCUCACUAAAUUCAGACUCCCCGGUGAAUCGCAACAGAUCGAAAGAAUUAUAGAGGCCUUCUCAAGCAGAUACUCGGAAAGCCAGGACGAGCCGGACCUGCCAGACCCAGCUGCGGGUGAUGAGACCCCAGUGCAGCCGGACGCGGACUCCGUAUUCCUUUUGAGUUACUCCAUCAUUAUGCUGAACACAGACCUCCACAACCCGCAGGUCAAGGAACACAUGUCCUUUGAGGAUUACUCGAGCAACCUACGCGGCGGUUACAACUCGGAGGACUUCCCGCACUGGUACCUGGACAAGAUCUACUGCUCCAUCAGGGACAAAGAGAUCGUCAUGCCCGAGGAACACCACGGCAACGAAAGAUGGUUCGAAGACGCAUGGAACAAUCUCAUCUCCUCGACAACGGUCAUGACGGAGAUCCAGAGAGAAAACGUUAAUGCAAUUGAUAAAUUGAGCGCCGCAGAACUGCUCAGGUUUGACAGAGCAGUGUUCAGGUGUAUCGGUAACUCCAUCGUCAACACUUUUUUCAAGAUAUACGUCAUCGCCAGCGACGACCACAUCACGACACGGAUGCUGACUAGCCUCGACAGGUGCUCGUACAUUUCUGAGUACUUCACCUUCAAACGCCUGUACAACGACAUCAUUCUCAACAUUGGGAAAUUUACCACCAUUGUCAGCAGUAAUCCGCUAGGCACGCAGGGCAACCAGACUGAUCAAGCGGAUGACGAAGAGAUCCCUCUUGUAGAGAUAAGCCUGAACGGCGGGUCACGCGAGGCAAAAGUGCCCGUGAGCAACCUGGCGGUCAGAAUGGGCAGAUCCUUCAGGGCACAAGUGUGCACGUUGAUCUUCUUCCGCAUACUCAAGAGAACGAAGAACGCGCAGUUGAUCAGCACAGAGACAUACAUGGAGGUGGUCAAAAUCCUGCGUAUUUUGUUUGAGAACCUGCUGAUAAACCCAGACGUUUUCUUGGACUUGCAACAGACUUUGAAGAUUGGGAACCUGCUCAAGCCAACUCCAGAUGUUGCACUAACAAAACACACGGAAAACAGGGGUCUGUUCUCGACUUUUGCGUCGUAUUUGAAAGGUGAUGAGGAGCCCACAGAGGAGGAAAUCGAUUUCUCGUUCAAGGCGCUUUCCUGCGUCGAAAACAGUAAAGUGACCUCCUCGAUCUUCGGCAACGAACGCAUUAUGACCUCCACGCUUGCUAAAAGUCUGAUAGACUCGAUCGACGUGAAGAAGACGGAUGAAAACGCGAGGUUCUUUGAGGCGGAGUUGCUUUUCCUAGUGGAGAGCGCUGUAGCGUUGGUCCUUGUUUGCAAAGACGAAAAGGAACUGCCACAGCUUGUCCUGGACAAGCUGUUUGAAUUGUCCGAGCUCAGUGGCGUCACACGGCGGACGAACCGCCGGUUGUUGACGUACGAGCUUCUGCUAAUCUCUGUCUCGGAUUUCUCUAAGGAGAACGUUUCCUUCCUGAUCAACGACCAGUUGCUGAACAAAACGGAUAUCUUCAAUGAGAAGUACUUCAACACGCCGCAAGGUGGGGAACUGAUCAACAGGGUGUUGCAGCUGACCAACAUAGCCAACUACAGCGAGUACAUCUUAAGAGAGGAGAACUACUGGAAAUUCUUGAGGCGGAUUGCCGCGAUGGUGGAGCGAACGGAGGUUGUCUUCGAGUACAUCAAGAGGAACGUCGUUGAGGAGAACCACCUGUGCGACGAGCAAAUCUUCAUGUUGGUGCUCGGACUGCUCGAUGAGAUUUCUUCGAUAGGCGCCGUCGGCAGCCGGUGGGAGCAAGAGUACAGCAGGUCCGUGAAGAGCGGGCACAAGAUCGGGCAAGAAAACCCGUACCAGCACAUCAUCGGCGUCUCCUUGAAGUCGAUCAGCUUGACAGCACACUUACUGGAGAACGACUUGCUGAACAAAGGGGAAGUCAUUGCCGUGAUACAGGCUCUAGCGCAUCAGUGCAUGAACCCAUGCGAGCAACUGAACUCGUAUGCUUUGAAGACGAUGGAGUUGUCCCUCACUGAGACGCUCGAUUUCUCCAGCUGUAAGCUCGGCACAUUGGAAGACGCGAUAGAGGAAGGGUUGUUGAGCAUCCUGGACAUCAAGGACGCGGGCGCAAGUUGCAACGUGCCCCUGUUUGACAUCCUGAGAGUGACUGCGAACGUGUACAUAUACUACUUGAAGAAGGGUGUUUCCACGAACGACACGUACCUGAGGAUCCUCAAUUUCUUCAACGCGUACGUGGAGAACCCACAGGUUGAGACGCUGCUACAGCAACUGAUCUUGCAGAAGAAGGCAGUAGAGAGGGGCGACGUGGUGGUGGAACCCGUGGAACCCGUGGAACCCGUGGACCUUAUGGAACCCGUAUCGGAUACUACCGGUGUAGCUACUGAAGCGCUGCAUCCGAGCGAAGAAGAACCAAUGUACGUACAAGAGCAAGAGGGGACUACAGGGACCCCCGAAUAG
Huiozyma naganishii CBS 8797 is the source of this 4452-nucleotide messenger RNA. RefSeq names its product Arf family guanine nucleotide exchange factor GEA2 (gene GEA2). Gene Ontology annotation, molecular function: guanyl-nucleotide exchange factor activity. The coding region runs from base 1 to 4452 and encodes 1483 amino acids. Gene Ontology annotation, biological process: regulation of ARF protein signal transduction. The transcript has a single exon. NCBI's taxonomy places the organism in Eukaryota, Fungi, Ascomycota, Saccharomycetes, Saccharomycetales, Saccharomycetaceae. The record is from RefSeq and is a predicted model, not a curated record.